GCCAUCCCCAUCACCAAACUUGGGACCUGUAUCCCGGCCACUGCAACUGCUUAGCUGCGGAUUGUCACAACAGAGAAGCCACAACGUAAUCAUACCAUUGCACAUAGGACUUUAGGUCCAGAAAAACCGCCGCGAUGCCUGUCCCAUUCGAGGCCCUCAUUCCCUAUGCCAUCAUCGUCACGAUGUUCGGCGUCACGGGCGCCGGCCUGUCUGCCAUCAAGACUGCCCAGAACGGCGGCAAGAAGGCGAGAUGGUCGUUGGAUACCUGGGAUAGACAAAUGAUGGACCGCGACCGCAGACUUACCGGAUGGUUACGAGGGCAAACAGAUGCCGCAGAUGCGCCUUAUGGGUUUGAGUACAACAACCCGUGGAGAGUUGAGAAACGGUUUUCGUGAUUGGUCAACCGACAUUCAAAACAGCCACCUCCAGGGCGGAUUGUCAAGAGGAUUAUCGAGAGAACCAGGCUCACCAACGAUAUCACGACGGCCCGCACCGACGACCACUUACCGAUACGUUCGACGAUAUCAAUACGGCGCCCUAUUCGGGCCAUACCAGCCGUGCGGGAAAACAGAACGCUUAGAUACAGGCUAGGUAGACAGCACUGCCUAAUGGUGCUUCCACAGAGUAUAGAAUACUUUUCAGAUCUGAAUCUGUGCUCUGUUCUUGUUGAGACCCUCC
Neurospora crassa OR74A is the source of this 678-nucleotide messenger RNA. RefSeq names its product NADH:ubiquinone oxidoreductase 9.8 kDa subunit (gene nuo9.8). Lineage: Eukaryota; Fungi; Ascomycota; Sordariomycetes; Sordariales; Sordariaceae. The transcript has 6 exons. The record is from RefSeq and is a predicted model, not a curated record. The coding region runs from base 135 to 395 and encodes 86 amino acids.